Molecule: messenger RNA, 6346 nt
Organism: Fukomys damarensis (Damara mole-rat)
Lineage: Eukaryota; Metazoa; Chordata; Mammalia; Rodentia; Bathyergidae
Gene: Wnk2
Product: WNK lysine deficient protein kinase 2
Exons: 29
Biological process (GO): positive regulation of potassium ion import across plasma membrane; protein phosphorylation; positive regulation of sodium ion transmembrane transporter activity
Cellular component (GO): cytosol; cytoplasm
Molecular function (GO): protein serine/threonine kinase activity; chloride channel inhibitor activity; potassium channel inhibitor activity
Source: RefSeq, a predicted model, not a curated record
UGCGGCCCGCGGGAAGAGGAGGGGGCGGUGGCCGCGAAGCAGGAGGACGCCGGAGCUACCGAGGCGAAGCCUGAGCCUGGGCGCGCGCGUAAGGAUGAGCCUGAAGAGGAAGAGGACGACGAGGAUGACCUCAAGGCCGUGGCCACUUCCCUGGACGGCCGCUUCCUCAAGUUCGACAUCGAGCUGGGCCGGGGCUCCUUCAAGACUGUCUACAAGGGACUGGACACCGAGACCUGGGUGGAAGUGGCCUGGUGCGAACUGCAGGAUCGAAAGCUCACCAAGCUGGAGCGGCAGCGGUUCAAGGAGGAGGCAGAGAUGCUGAAGGGCCUUCAGCACCCCAACAUCGUGCGCUUCUAUGACUUCUGGGAGUCCAGUGCCAAGGGCAAGCGAUGCAUCGUGCUAGUGACUGAGCUGAUGACCUCAGGGACGCUGAAGACGUACCUGAAACGGUUUAAGGUGAUGAAGCCUAAGGUGCUGCGCAGCUGGUGCCGGCAGAUCCUGAAGGGCCUGAUGUUCCUGCACACGAGGACACCACCCAUCAUCCACCGAGACCUAAAAUGUGACAACAUCUUUAUCACUGGGCCCACUGGGUCUGUGAAGAUUGGUGACUUGGGUCUGGCCACCCUCAAAAGAGCGUCAUUCGCCAAAAGUGUGAUAGGUACGCCUGAGUUCAUGGCACCAGAAAUGUAUGAGGAGCACUACGAUGAGUCUGUGGACGUUUACGCCUUUGGGAUGUGCAUGCUGGAGAUGGCUACCUCGGAGUACCCCUACUCGGAGUGCCAGAACGCUGCCCAGAUCUACCGCAAGGUCACCUGUGGCAUUAAGCCUGCCAGCUUUGAGAAAGUGCAUGAUCCAGAAAUCAAGGAGAUUAUUGGGGAGUGCAUCUGCAAGAACAAGGAGGAAAGGUACGAGAUCAAAGACCUGCUGAGCCAUGCUUUCUUUGCGGAGGACACUGGUGUCAGGGUGGAACUGGCAGAGGAGGACCAUGGCAGGAAGUCCACCAUUGCCCUGCGGCUCUGGGUAGAAGAUCCCAAGAAGCUGAAGGGCAAGCCCAAGGACAAUGGCGCUAUAGAGUUCACCUUCGACCUAGAGAAGGAGACCCCAGACGAGGUGGCCCAGGAAAUGAUCGACUCUGGAUUCUUUCAUGAAAAUGACGUGAAGAUUGUGGCCAAGUCCAUUCGCGACCGUGUGGCAUUGAUCCAGUGGCGGCGGGAGAGGAUCGGGCCCGCACUACAGUCCCAGGAGUCAAGGGACUCAGGCAGCCCUGACAAGGCCAGGGGUCCGUCUGCACCCCUGCAGGUCCAGGUGACCUAUCAUGGGCAGGCUGGGCAGGCUGGGCCACCCGAGCCUGAGGAACCAGAGGCUGACCAGCACCUCCUCCCCCUGACGCUGCCAACCAGUGCCACCUCCCUGGCCUCGGACAGCACGUUGGACAGUGGCCAAGGCUCCACGGUGUACUCAGACUCACAGAGCAGCCAGCAAAGCAUGGUCCUUGGUUCCCUUGUGGAUGCAGCUCCAUCCCUGGCGCCAUGUGUGUGCAGCCCUCCAGUGAGCGAGGGGCCCGGACUGGUGCACAGCCUGCCCUCACUGGGGGCCUUCCAGCAGCCUGCUGCCGCGCCCAGCCUGUCCAUGGGCUCCGUCCCAGCCCCUACUCGCCCUCCACUCCUCCAGCAGCAUUUCCCGGAGCCUACAAUGAGUUUUGCCCCUGUGCUGCCACCUCCCAGUGCCCCUGUGCCCGCAGGCCCUGGCCAUCAAGCGCCCCUUGCCCAGCAGCCUCCUCCAAUGGCCCAGCCGCCAGCCCUGCCACAGGUCCUGGCCCCACAGCCCUUGGGCACUGUCCAGCCAGUGGCCCCCCACCUGCCUCCAUACCUGGCCCCAGCCUCCCAGGUGGUGGCCUCUACUCAGCUGAAGCCCCUCCAGAUGCCGCAACCACCCCUGCAGCCGCUUGCUCAAGUCCCUCCGCAGAUGCCCACGAUGCCGGUGGUUCCUCCCAUCACGCCGCUGGGAGCACUUGAUGGCCUCCCUGCUGCCCUUACUGACCUGCCAGCUGCAAAUGUGGCCCCUGUGCCGCCACCUCAGUAUUUCUCUCCCACUGUGAUCUUGCCAAGCCUCACCACCCCCCUGCCUGCAUCCCCUGCCCUGCCUCUGCAAGCAGUCAAACUGCCCCAUCCCACCGGAGCACCCCUGUCCAUGCCCUGCCAGACCAUUGUGCCAAAUGCACCAGCCACCAUCCCUCUGCUGGCCGUGGCCCCACAGGGCAUGGCUGCCCUGUCCAUCCAUCCUGGGGUGGCCCAGCUUCCAGCCCAGCUCCCGGCCCAGCUCCCUGCCCAGCUCCCAGCCCAGCUCCCGGCCCAGCUCCCAGCACAGCCAGUAUACUCAGCGGCCUUCCCACAGAUGGCACCUGGGGACAUCCUGCCUUCCCCCCACCACACAGUGCAGAGCUUACGGGCCACCCCUCCACAGCCAGUACCACCUAUUCCCACAGUACCACCUGUGCCCACAGUGCCGACCAUGCCCACGAUGCCACCUGUAGCCACAGUUCCACCUGUGCCCACACCCACACCCCAGCCCCUCCUGCCCAGUGUUACCCACUUGCCUGAGCAACCGGCUCCAGCUGCUGCCACCACAAGGAGCCAGGUCCUGCUAGGCCAUCUGCCUUCAUACACCAUGGAUGUUGCUGCUCCAGUCCCCGCGGUGCCCCUGCCGCCUGCUGUCCUCUCCCCACCUCUGCCAGACGUGCUGCCGCCUGCUGCCCCUGAGCUGCUGCCUAAGUUCCCCAGCUCCCUAGCCCCUGCAGUGGUGGCAGCCCCUCAGAGUGUGCCCACCCAGACCAGCACACUCCUGCCACCAGCAAACCCACCCCUGCCUGCUGGGCCCCUGAUUCCUGGCCCCUGCCCAGCUGUCCAGCUGAUGGUGGAACCUGCCCAAGAGGAGCAAGCCUCCCAGGACAAGCCUCCCGGCCUCCCGCAGAGCUGUGAGAGCUUCGAUGUCACUUCUGGAAAAGAGCUGAGUGAUGGCUGUGAAGGUUCCUUUGGAGGCGGCAGGCUGGAAGGCAGGGCUGCCCGGAGACACCACCGCAGAUCCACGCGUGCCCGCUCCCGGCAGGAGAGGACUAGCCGGCCCCGGCUCACCAUCCUAAAUGUGUGCAACACAGGGGACAAGAUGGUGGAGUGCCAGCUAGAGACACAUAACCACAAGAUGGUGACCUUCAAGUUUGACUUGGAUGGGGACGCACCUGACGAGAUCGCCACGUACAUGGUGGAACAUGACUUCAUCCUGCCAGCUGAGCGUGAGACGUUUAUUGAGCAGAUGAAGGAUGUUAUGGACAAGGCAGAGGACAUGCUCAGCGAGGACACGGAUGCUGACCGGGGCUCCGAUGCAGGGGCCAGCCUGCCGCCCCUGGGCACCUGUGGUCUGGUGGAGGGGGAGGAGGGCAGACAGUCCCCAGCAAAUGCCCCUGUGUACCAGCAGAAUGUGCUGCACACAGGGAAGAGGUGGUUUAUCAUAUGUCCGGUGGCUGAACACCCCGCAGCUGAUGUCCCUGAAUCAUCACCUCCGCUUCCUGUCAGCUCCCUGAAAUCAGAAGCCAGCCAAGACCCAGCACCCUACACAGCCCAGUUUUUAAAGGAACAUCCCAGCUUCCCAGCUGGCCAGCAGCUCCUGAGCCAGGCAGGCCCCAGUGACCCUCCGGGUGGAACACCAGCCCCUUUGGCACCACCCUCACCUCCUAUAACUGUGGUGCCCCAAGAUGCAGCAGCACUGGCCAGCACUGUGCCAGAGCCAGCAGCAGGGACUGCCCUCCAGGCAGAGCGUCCAGGAACCUCUCAGGGGCCAACUAGUGAGCAUGAAACUGCCCAGCCACUGGCCGAGACUCACGAUGCCCAGCAUGCCACGCUGCCCCUCAGCACAGGCAAAGGACCUUGCACCUCAGCUCCAAAGGUGUCCAGUUGUCCCACAGGUUUGGGGGAGGCCCCCUCAAACAGGGAGGUCAGUACCCCAGGGGAGCCACUGCCUGCCGUGGUGCCAGGGCCCUGCCCCCCCAGUGGGGCCCUGCAGCCUGCUGUGGGUCAGCCACCACCUCCACUCUCCACUGCAGUGGGGGCCAUCAGCCUGGCUGUCCCCCAGCUCCCCAGCCCCCCACUGGGGCCUGCCACGCCCCCACCGCCACCCCUGGCCCUGGAGUCAGAUGGAGAAGGGCCACCGCCUAGGGUGGGCUUCGUAGACAACACCAUCAAGAGCCUGGAUGAGAAGCUUCGGACUCUGCUAUACCAGGAGCACGUGCCUACCUCCUCAGCCUCAGCCGGGACCCCUGUGGAGGCAGGUGACAGAGACUUCUCCUUGGAACCCCUAAGAGGAGAUGGACCCCACAGGGAAGCCCUGGGGGCAGACCUCACCCGGCCACCCCAGCCCUCGUUGGAGAAAUCAGAGACCACCCCUGCAGGAUGGGGCCCGGUGGAGCAGGAGCAGGGUGCCUCUUCACCAAUGACAGCAGAGUCGUCUUCCAGCAACACACUGGGCUGUGACAGUGAUGGAGGACAGGGGGCCUCAGACUCACCCGUGCCACCCAGUGCCCCCCAGGCUGUUCCUGCUUCUGCGAGCCCUGCACUCAUGCAGCCCACAGACCAGAAUGGCAGGGUCCCUAGGGAAGCCUCAGAAGAGCCCACAGAGAGCCACCCGGGGACAGUCACAGAAAGUGGCCAGCUCAGCUGCCCCCAGACACAUGGCACUCGGGUCUUGGGCUCCCCCCGGAAGCGGCCUGGGCAGCAGGGGGGCAGCUCACCAGCCAAGACGGUGGGCCGCUUCUCAGUGGUGAGCUCGCAGGACGAGUGGACGCUGGCCUCCCCCCACAGCCUGAGGUACUCUGCCCCACCUGACGUCUACCUGGACGAGCUCCCCUCCAGCCCCGAUGUGAAGCUGGCUGUGCGGCGGGUGCAGACGGCCUCCUCCAUCGAGGUCGGCGUGGGCGAACCCGCGUCCAGUGACUCUGGAGAUGAGUACCCGCGGAGGAGGCCCCCGGUGCAGAAGCCGUCCUCCCUGCCCACUGCUGGUGGUGUGGCCAGUGACUUGGUGAAGAAGGCCACAGCCUUCCUGCACAGGUCCUCCAGGGCUGGAUCUCUGGGCCCUGAGACACCCAGCAGGGCAAGCGUGAAGGUCCCCACCAUCAGCAUCACCUCCUUCCACUCUCAGUCAUCCUACAUCAGCAGCGACAAUGACUCAGAGUUUGAGGACGCUGACAUCAAGAAGGAGCUACGCAGCCUGCGGGAGAAGCACCUGAAGGAGAUCUCUGAACUGCAGAGCCAGCAGAAGCAGGAGAUUGAGGCUCUGUACCGCCGUCUGGGCAAGCCACUUCCACCCAACGUGGGCUUCUUCCACACGGCGCCCCCCACUGGCCGCCGGAGAAAAACCAGCAAGGGCAAGCUGAAGGCUGGCAAGCUGCUCAACCCGCUGGUGCAGCAGCUCAAGGUCGUGGCCUCUAGCACAGGUCACUUGUCUGACUCCAGCAGAGACCCUCCCGCUAAGGACCCUGCCCACGCCAGCACGCCCCCAUGUGCGAAGGCAGUUCAAACCCAGCAGCCCUGCUCCGUCCGAGCCUCCCUGUCCACAGACAUCUGCUCCGGCUUAGCCAGUGACGGAGGCGGAGCGCGUGGCCAAGGCUGGACGGUUUACCACCCAACGUCUGAGAGAGGGACCUAUAAGUCUAGUAGCAAGCCUCGUGCUCGAUUCCUCAGUGGACCCGUAUCUGUGUCCAUCUGGUCAGCCCUGAAGCGUCUCUGCCUAGGCAAAGAACACAGCAGUAGGUCUUCCACCAGCAGCCUGGCCCCAGGCCCCGAGCCGGGUCCCCAGCCCACCCUGCACAUCCAGGCGCAGGUGAACAACAGCAACAACAAGAAAGGGACCUUCACCGAUGACCUGCACAAGCUGGUGGAUGAGUGGACGACCAAGACGGUGGGGGCGGCACAGCUGAAGCCCACACUCAACCAGCUAAAGCAGACACAGAAGCUGCAUGGCAUGGAGACUCCCGGCGAGGCGCGGGCUAUGAUUAUACCUCGAGUAGGAGUGGGAAUGCCAUAUCUGGCCCCAGCACCUGGCCCUCUGUCCACCGCAGCCAUUCCUGGAGCCACUCCGGCCCUGCCUGUGCCCAUCCCAGAUCCUGACAGCGAGAAUCCCGACUGAUGGGCGCCGGCACCGCCAGGCCCGUGUCACAUCAUCCAGCAGCGCUGUGACGGACUUUCUGGGCCAGCCCCUCCACGAGUCCACUUCACGUUGUUUUGUAACCACUUUCUAAGCAUUUUUUAUUCACGAUUGGAAACACAAAUGUAAUGCAAGAAUAAAAAAUAUUUUGGGG